Messenger RNA from Cryptococcus wingfieldii CBS 7118, 2994 nucleotides. RefSeq lists its product as hypothetical. Gene Ontology annotation, biological process: DNA-templated transcription. Gene Ontology annotation, cellular component: nucleus. The record is from RefSeq and is a predicted model, not a curated record. The transcript is spliced from 8 exons. Bases 1 to 2994 code for a protein of 997 amino acids. Gene Ontology annotation, molecular function: DNA binding; zinc ion binding; DNA-binding transcription factor activity, RNA polymerase II-specific. NCBI's taxonomy places the organism in Eukaryota, Fungi, Basidiomycota, Tremellomycetes, Tremellales, Cryptococcaceae.
AUGUCACACAACUCCAGCCAGCAGCCCCCCUACAACAACUCGGCACCCGUCUGGGACUACCGCUAUCCUUCAGAGCAACCGCCCUCGACUUCGACAGAGAGCUGGAUCCCGGCCUGGAUCUCAAACGACCCUUCCGGGCCGAGAGAUCCGCUGGAUUAUGGAUCUGGUCAGGCCCUGCAGCCGGGAGAGAGCUCUACUAGGGGCACGCUUCAGUACCAGGGGCAAGGACAGAUGGGCACAUCGCAGAUGUCGCCGCAAAUACCUCAAAUGCAAGGGGCCAGUACAAAUCAUGGGUAUACCCAUUCGCCUGUAUUAGCCGUCAAGACAUCGCCCCAGUUUGAUGGGACGCAUCACACGGGCGAACCAUCCCAGCCGCCGCCUUCUGCGGUAUCUGCUGCAGCCGAAGACAAGCCUGAUGGAGAUGUCCCUGCAGCCAAAAAGAGCAGGAAGCGAAAGAAAAAGCCGGAAGAGGAAGAGGCUGCAAAGAAGAACAAGCUGGAACAAGAAGCGAAGGCAGACAAGAAUAAGGAAGAGGCUGCGAGGAAGGAAGCUGCAAGGCAAAAGACUGGGAGGGCAUGUGAUGCUUGUCGGUCAAAAAAGACAAGAUGCGACAUUCUUCCCGAUCCAUCAGCAAUGGGACAGCCCAUCUGCAAGAAUUGCAGUCGUAACGACCUGGAAUGUACAUUCUUCCUCCCCAUCACGGAAACGCGAUUCAAGAAGAAGGCCAUUCAGCCUACAGCAGAGCCCAUCCCUGACCAAGGCGUAUCCCCUACGGUCACCAAUACAAUACGGCAGGUCUCGUCGAGCCAUAGUCCCAACUAUGAAAUCGUCAACGAGCCGAGAAAUCGCGAAGUCCCCAGCCCCACUUCGAUAUCGUUCUUGAUCCACACCAGUGUCCCGCCUAUACAAUCCGAAGCGUACGACCUCCGCCACCACAACUCGUGGGAGGUUCUAGAAGACGGCAACGGCUUCAUCCGCGUCAAUGCCCCUCCUACCGCUACCGGCUACGCCGACGCCGAUCCGCAAGAUCCUUCCAAAGCCCACAACAGGCUGAACAAGCCAGUACUAUCCGCACAGACCAUGUCGCUUUUGGUGAAUGCCUACUUUAACGAGGUCGCCCCUCUACUUCCAAUCAUCUCGCGAGCCGAAUUUGCGGCAAAAUCGAAUCCUCCGCCCUUGCUGCUGUAUUCCAUCUGCGGAAUGGGCGCGACGAGGAGGCAGUUUCCCAAAGAGAUAUAUACUGGCGUGAGGGGAGUGAUCAAUGGUAUACUGCGGUCAAACGAUAUACUCAGCGACGCGAGGCUGGAGAAUGUGCAGGCAUUGCUACUACUGUCACAAGUACACGACGUACACGCCCAGCCUUCGGCCCCUACUGCUAGUGCUUCGUCCAUCAGGACCAACGUCGCCAUCAGAAUGGCGCAAGAACUUGGUCUCCAUCGAGAACUCUCUCAUGGCACCGAAAAGACCCAAGACCUCGAACUCGUCGAGCUCCGCCGCCGCGUCUGGGCUGCCUGUGUCAUCAUGGACAGAUGGAAUGGAGUCGCGCUCGGCGCGCCUCUCACCAUAGAUCUCGCCGACUGCGAUGUGCUCCUUCCCAUGGCUUACACCAUCGAUCCGGACCAAGAUGUCUCGGCUUGGAAGGUCAAUGAAGAGUAUGUGGGGCUGGCGCAGCAUUUAAAGCUGUCGAUUUUGCUGGGAAGGGUCUUGAAGACCAUCUAUAGCCCAACGGGGCUGAAACAUGCUACGGACGACAAGCUGCAAAAGUUGACCAAGGAUAUCAACGAUUGGAUCAUCAACCUGCCCGACGCCUUGAAGUUUACCGGGCCCGAUAGCUCGCGCAUUGCUGGCCUUCUUCACAUGUCUUUUGCCACUGUACAAUUCCUCUUCUGGCGCGUCUUUAUGCGCAUCGAGUAUCAUUGUCCACCUCAAAUUUCCUUCGGCCUGGACGUCCAACAAUGGUCCAAGAUCAUCGAAUGGUCGCGCGAGGCUCUCGAAUGGCUCGACAAGCAUGACGACGCGCUGGAUACGGUGUUUACGUACUCGUAUGCGGCGACAAAUUGCGCACUGAUCCAGUACCAUACGUGGGCGAGGAGAGGAGAUCAAGCGGCGUUGGGAAGUCUGAGGUUGGUCAAGGAGACGGCUACGAGAUGGGAGGCGGUCGUGCAGCCAGAUCAAAUGAGUCUACGCCGCAAAAACUGCGAGACCCUCGCGCUUCUUUACGAAGCCGCUCUCAAGACCAACCCGUCCGGCAAAGAUUCUUUGGCCACCUCGAACCCCAACCGUGUAGGCAACCCGACCGCGGGGGUCUCUCUACGAACUGAACCCGCCAAAGUCGUCUUUGUCAAAGAUUCAUCCCGUCCUGGCGGUGGCUUUUACGUGGCGCGAGAUGAGCAGGAGAAAAAGGCGAGUGGGCUGACAGAGAAUGUCAUGUUGGAGAGCGAGUACAAGGAAGAGAGGCUGGGUGAUGUGAUUACGCCGGAGAGUGUGCGGAGCUUGCACUCUCGCGGUGGAGGGUCGGGGCAGGACAAGCCGGUGGAGUCGUUUACGGGGCAGUCGGUGCAUUCGAAUGGCUCGGUGCAGGGCAGCACGCCUAUGAGCAUGCCGGUCAUGCAGCCGCCGCAGGAAAUGAUGCCCCCGCAAGCGCAUCAGCAGCCUGUCGACGGCAUGGGCAAGAUGCUCGGCAUGCACCAUGCCCCGUUCCAGGAUAUGCAGAAUGUAAAUCCCAAUCUUGGGUUCGGGGAGCAUGGGCAAGUGGAUUUCGGCUACCAACAGAUUGCCAAUCCCGCUACACCUGCCAGGACAAGGAACGACAAUAUGCUGGAGGCUAACAUACUCGAUUCUCUCCCUGUCAGUACGUUUGACUGGGCUAGCUGGCAGUCAUACUUUGAUAGCUACCUCCCUCCCGGGGUCGCUCCUCCUCCAGGGCCUGUCUCCCAGAUGCCACAGCCCCCUUUGAACGGCGGGAUGAACGGCGGGCAGUACCCGUCUAUGUGA